Molecule: messenger RNA, 675 nt
Organism: Hyaloperonospora brassicae
Lineage: Eukaryota; Oomycota; Peronosporomycetes; Peronosporales; Peronosporaceae
Source: the annotation of a GenBank genome assembly
AUGCCGCCAUCUCUUCUGUUCUGGACUGUGGCCUGUGCCACGUUGCUCUCUGCCGACGCCGCGCUCUCUGUCGAGAAUGGCGCACGUGCUCUGCAAGUCGACCCGCGCGCCUCGUGGCCGGCUCUCACCAUCUUUGUCACUGCGGAGGACGCCAGCCCAUGGUCCUCUUACGAGAUGUCGGCGAAACCAAUAGUCGAGCGCGCCAGUAACAGGGUGCUCUACGAUGUCAGCGCCAACUUCGACUCUGGAAAUGGCAACAAAAGUCCUUUUUCCUCGUACACUGCGAGCGGUGGCACUGUCUUCAUGAACUACAUCAACGCCGGACAGGACCCCCUAUGUCUAAACUCGGAAACGGACGGAUACCCCAUCCCGCCGAUCAAUGCGAUUGUCAGAGCGAUCGCGGAACGUCACGAUAACACAACUGGCACUUCAAGUGUGUGCUCGACAGAAUACACCAUCGAGACUCAGGGCACCUCAUUCAAGGUGUGUUUCGUCAACGACCAAGCCAACAAGCUCAGGGUCACCGGCGGCAAAUUGACUGUGGUCAUCUCGCGUGUUGACAGAUCGGCCGUACCGGAUUUGGGUAGCCCAUCAGCGGGUUGCAAAAGAGUGAUUGACGGCUUUAAUGUGAAUACUGGAGGGAAAGCCGAGUUCUUUAUGGAGCUUGCGCGUUAA